CCCCUCCUCGUCACUAAUUUAGACCCCGGGCCUCGUUUUCUGAGUGUAAGAGGGGGUGCGGUCUUCCCCAAGACAGCCCGCUGGAAGGACAGAUUCCCCUUGCCGACCCACAUACACCAUGAAGAGGUGCAAAUCGGACGAGCUGCAGCAACAGCAGGGCGAGGAGGAUGGAGCUGGGCUGGAAGAUGUCGCUGGCCACCUGCCGGGCGCGGACCUCCGGCCUGGGGAGGCCACGGGUGCUAACUCGGCAGCCGGGCCAACUUCAGAUGCGGGCGCUGCCGCGGCGCCCAACCCGGGGCCCCGAAGCAAGCCUCCUGAUUUAAAGAAAAUCCAGCAGCUCUCAGAGGGCUCCAUGUUUGGCCACGGCCUGAAGCACCUGUUCCACAGCCGGCGCCGGUCACGGGAGAGGGAGCAUCAGCCGUCUCAGGAUUCCCAGCAGCAGCAGGGCAUGUCCGACCAUGACUCCCCGGACGAGAAGGAGCGCUCCCCGGAGAUGCACCGCGUCUCCUACGCCAUGUCCCUGCACGACUUGCCCGCGCGGCCCACCGCCUUCAACCGCGUGCUACAGCAGAUCCGCUCCCGGCCAUCGAUCAAGCGGGGCGCCAGCCUGCACGGCGGCGGGGGCGGCGGGGGUGGCGGCGGCAGCCGGCGCACCAAGAGCAGCUCCCUGGAGCCCCAGCGCGGCAGCCCCCACCUGCUGCGCAAGGCCCCCCAGGACAGCGGUCUGGCCGCCAUCCUGCACCAGCACCAGUGCCGCCCCCGCUCCUCCUCCACCACCGACACGGCCCUGCUGCUGGCCGACGGGGCCAAUGUGUACCUCCUGGCCGAGGAGGCCGAGGGCGGCGGCGACAAGGUUGACAAGGGAGACCCGGUGGCCCUGAGCCUCCCCGGCGGCCCUGGCCACAGUGACACCGAUGGCCCCAUCAGCCUGGAUGUGCCAGACGGGGCCCCGGACCCCCAGCGGACCAAGGCUGCCAUUGACCACCUGCACCAGAAGAUCCUGAAGAUCACCGAGCAGAUCAAGAUUGAGCAGGAGGCGCGGGACGACAACGUGGCCGAGUACCUAAAGCUGGCCAACAACGCGGACAAGCAGCAGGCUUCGCGCAUCAAGCAGGUGUUCGAGAAGAAAAACCAGAAGUCGGCGCAGACCAUCGCACAGCUGCACAAGAAGCUGGAGCACUACCGCCGGCGCCUGAAGGAGAUUGAGCAGAAUGGGCCCUCGCGGCAGCCCAAGGACGUGCUGCGGGACAUGCAGCAGGGGCUGAAGGACGUGGGCGCCAAUGUGCGCGCAGGCAUCAGUGGCUUCGGGGGUGGCGUGGUGGAGGGCGUCAAGGGCAGCCUCUCGGGCCUCUCGCAGGCCACCCACACCGCCGUGGUGUCCAAGCCCCGGGAGUUCGCCAGCCUCAUCCGCAACAAGUUCGGCAGCGCCGACAACAUUGCCCACCUGAAGGACCCUCUGGAGGACGGGCCCCCCGAGGAGGCGGCCCGGGCGCUGAGCGGCAGUGCCACCCUAGUGUCCAGCCCCAAGUACGGCAGUGACGACGAGUGUUCUAGCGCCAGUGCCAGUUCAGCCGGGGCGGGCAGCAACUCGGGGGCCGGGCCAGCAGGGGCGCUGGGGAGCCCCAAGUUGAACGCGCUGUAUGGGGCCCCCGGCAACCUGGACGCUCUGCUGGAGGAGCUACGGGACAUCAAAGACGGUCAGUCCCACCUGGAGGACUCGAUGGAGGACCUGAAGGCUCAGCUGCAGAGGGACUACACCUACAUGACCCAGUGUCUGCAGGAGGAGCGCUACAGGUAUGAGCGCCUGGAGGAGCAGCUCAAUGACCUGACGGAGCUUCACCAGAAUGAGAUGACCAACCUGAAACAGGAGCUGGCUAGCAUGGAGGAGAAGGUGGCCUACCAGUCCUACGAGAGGGCCCGGGACAUCCAGGAGGCCGUGGAGUCCUGCCUGACCCGGGUCACCAAGCUGGAGCUGCAGCAGCAGCAGCAGCAGGUGGUGCAGCUGGAGGGCGUGGAGAACGCCAACGCGCGGGCUCUGCUGGGCAAGCUCAUCAACGUGAUCCUGGCGCUCAUGGCCGUGCUCCUGGUGUUCGUGUCUGCCGUCGCCAGCUUCAUCACACCCCUCAUGAAGACGCGCCUGCGCAUCACCAGCACCGCCCUCUUGGUCCUCGCCCUCUUCCUCCUCUGGAAGCACUGGGACUCCCUCACCUACCUCCUGGAGCACGUGCUGCUGCCCAGCUGAGCGGCCGGCCCGCCCCCACCCCGUGCUCUCCCGGGGCCCCAGGGUGCCCGCGCUUCUCCAGGAGGGACCCGGGCAUUCCCGAGUCCCCGGAACUUCUUCGUGUGUCUGGUUUGGCCUCUUGCCCAAACUGUCCAUUCUAGCAGCUCCUGCCCCCUUCUCCGUUCUCGCUUCUGUCUGCCGCCUUCCCCCCGAUGUUCUGAAGGGAGCUUCGAGGGCAGCCGCGACCGGAGACGGUGGGGACAUCUGUGGCCAAAGGGAGCAGAGGAGGACACCAGGAUGGACUGUUCCAGAUUAUUUAGUCACCCCAGGACUUCUCCCAGCUGACUCAGGAUGCGGCAAGUCAGGAAGGCCAAUAAGAAUAGGAACAGGAGAGGGCCAGGCCCCAACCCUUCUCCCUUCCAGGGAAGAGCCCAACCUGGAGGCUGGACAGUUCCCUCCUACAGAAAUGGCCAGGGUAGAGGUCAGAGGGCAAGGGUGGGGGUGGGGAGGGGUUCUGCUGGCCUCAGAGAAUGCCAGGGA
Molecule: messenger RNA, 2761 nt
Organism: Odobenus rosmarus divergens (Pacific walrus)
Lineage: Eukaryota; Metazoa; Chordata; Mammalia; Carnivora; Odobenidae
Gene: TMCC2
Product: transmembrane and coiled-coil domain family 2
Exons: 5
Coding region: 119-2242 (707 amino acids)
Biological process (GO): amyloid precursor protein metabolic process
Cellular component (GO): endomembrane system
Source: RefSeq, a predicted model, not a curated record